This is a messenger RNA of Saccharomyces paradoxus, 2067 nucleotides long. It is a transcript of the gene ROG1, whose product is annotated as putative lipase ROG1. The coding region runs from base 1 to 2067 and encodes 688 amino acids. The record is from RefSeq and is a predicted model, not a curated record. The transcript has a single exon. Gene Ontology annotation, molecular function: monoacylglycerol lipase activity. Lineage: Eukaryota; Fungi; Ascomycota; Saccharomycetes; Saccharomycetales; Saccharomycetaceae.
AUGCUCAAGAUGUCUCUAGCGCCAACUAAUGAAAUCUUGUUUCAUUACAAGUCUUCAGUGAAAGUUGGUGAAUUGGAGAGAUAUGUAAUUACUUAUCACCUUUAUGAAGGUGAGGAAAUUCCACCAGAUUUAAAUUUAAAUUCCUUAUGGUUGAAGGUAAGGAACAUGAAUCCGCUAUCUUACAGAGCCGCAUACUUAAUGGGUCCAUUUAUGCUUUAUUGCGAUGUAAAAACUGCCGAAUAUCACCAUUCGCAAAAAAUAGUUGCCUCAGUCGAUUAUCCCAAAUUUGAACCGAAUGUGCAAACUCAACAAGAUUUCGUGGCUGAACUUUCGGUGCAUAACAUACGACAGAAAUACGUAUGGAUUGCUGAUGUGAUGAGUCAAAUAUUGUUCACUACCAAUACAAACAUCACUUACGAAGUCACCAUUGGAACUAACAGAGAGUCAGUAGAAAAUCCGCAUGAUCUGCCGUCCCACCUUGGUUCCUAUAGCCCCAAACUAACCGUGAACAGAUUAACGACUCUGGAUUUGUGGAAUCUUCCCGUUCAGAUUACUACUCCACAAAAAAAGAAGCAUCUUGUAGUUUUGACCCACGGUUUGCAUUCUAAUGUGUCGACCGAUCUAGUGUAUAUUAUGGAGCAGAUAUACAAAGCGCAAAAAAAUUAUCCCCAUGAACAAAUUGUCGUGAAAGGUUAUCGGGGAAAUGUUUGCCAAACUGAGAAGGGAGUCAAGUAUUUAGGUACUCGUUUGGCUGAAUACAUUAUCCAGGAAUUGUACAAUGAAUCCAUCCAUAAAAUUUCCUUUGUAGGUCAUUCAUUGGGUGGCUUGAUCCAAGCUUUCACGAUAGCAUAUAUUUAUGAAGUCUACCCCUGGUUUUUUCAAAAAGUGAAGCCAAUAAAUUUUAUAACUUUAGCUUCACCGCUUUUAGGCAUUGUCACAGAUAAUCCCGCCUAUAUUAAAGUACUACUUUCAUUCGGGGUUAUUGGUAAGACGGGCCAAGACUUGGGUUUGGAAAAUGAAGCUGAAGUGGGCAAACCGCUUCUCUACUUACUAUCUGGUCAGCCCUUAACAGAGAUCCUGCGUAGGUUCAAGAGAAGGACAGUAUAUGCGAAUGCCAUUAACGACGGAAUUGUCCCAUUGUAUACCGCAUCACUGUUGUUUCUAGAUUAUAAUGAUAUUUUAGAGCAAUUACAGAAACUCAAAGAGAACAGCAGAAAAUUACCUCUGAUAAGCAAUGCUACAGCACCCGGAAACCAAGAUUUCUUUAAUAAAACUUUCAUUUCGCCUUUAACUAAAAUGUUGAGUAUAUUGGCGCCACAAAAAUUUCCUACAGAAGAUGGCUCCGAGAUUCCUAAAGUAUCAUUUUUCGAAUCAGCGAGCUCAAUUCUCCUGCCACCAUUACCUGAAAGAGCAUACAUAAUGGAUCCAGAUUCAAGAGAUCCUGUAAUUAUUCAUGAUAAGAUAUACACGGAGGAUGACAUUCCACAAUCUGAAUUCAAUAUCGAAGAUGGUUUUUUUGAUAAAAAGAAUAUACUCCUCCAAGCUUUUUUUGCAGGUAAGAAAGAACGUGCGAAGUAUCGAAACCUGGAGGAGACAAUUGCUCGGAGGUGGCAUGAAGGAAUGUCAUGGAGAAAGGUAGUCGUUGCUUUAAAACCUGAUGCACAUAACAACAUCAUAGUCCGAAGGAAGUUUGCCAACGCAUACGGAUGGCCUGUAAUCGAUCAUUUAAUAGAUGUGCACUUCAAUGGUGAUGACGAUGACGAUGGCGAUGAUGAUGACGAUAUCCACUCCAUUAAAAGUGUUGAACCUAUUCAGAGCGUAACUGAAGGAACGAAAAAGUAUAAAAAAGUGGAAAAUAUUCCACAAGAAUAUGGAUGGUUAAAUAAAGUGGAAACAAACGGUGUCUUUGAUGAAGGUCCUACGGGAAUGAUAUCUACUGUUGGUGAAAUAGUAGAGGCGUUUGCUAAAAGAGGGUUUAGUGCCGUGAUAGACAGGCGAAAUACCUCCGAAGAUCCGAAUGAUGAAGUUCUUCGGUUUGAAGAAAUGAAUAGUGAUUUGGUACAGUGA